AUGUCGGUGAAUGCCCUCGAGGAGGAGAACAAGGCUCUUCGCACCAAGGUUGCAGCACUCGAGAACGAGCUCAAGCAGCGCAAUGCCGAGGCGGUGAAGCUCCGUAACGAGAUGCAGCAACUCGCAAGCGUGAAACAGAAGAACGAGUCCCAGCAGGAGACCAUUUUGGCGUUGCGAAGCGAACUUGAUUUCGCCCGCGCUGCCCACACCUCGGCUCUGGAGGCGCUUGAAAAGGCGAGGAAGGACAACCGCGCCGCGGAGCACCGCGAGCGGGUAGAGCGUCUGCAAGCCCGCCUUGCUGAUGAGGAGCCCCACCCACAGGCUCCGCCGGGCACCGCAACACAAAAAACCGCCACUGCUGGUGGUAUCGUGAUGACGAGUAGCGGGCCGCAGGUUGUCUGCAACAGCUCCGACAUUUCCUCUCUCGGUUUUGGGCGCGUGCAGCGCCCGGUGGAUUUUCUGGGCGGUGCGCAGAACGCGCUACACCGGACAGGUAACACUGCGCAUGCGAAGGAAGGUGAGGAGAGUGAGGUGGAACGCCUCAUGGCGAUGGCGAGGGAUGGAGCUAUGAUGGAUAUUCAAUAUGCUGAUGUGGAUGAUCAUGAGGAGAAGAAGCUGCGCGAGCGGCUGGAGGCGCUGCGGCGCCGCUGA
This is a messenger RNA of Trypanosoma grayi, 651 nucleotides long. RefSeq lists its product as hypothetical. Bases 1 to 651 code for a protein of 216 amino acids. The record is from RefSeq and is a predicted model, not a curated record. The transcript has a single exon. NCBI's taxonomy places the organism in Eukaryota, Euglenozoa, Kinetoplastea, Trypanosomatida, Trypanosomatidae.